Molecule: messenger RNA, 960 nt
Organism: Penicillium soppii
Lineage: Eukaryota; Fungi; Ascomycota; Eurotiomycetes; Eurotiales; Aspergillaceae
Exons: 2
Coding region: 1-960 (319 amino acids)
Source: RefSeq, a predicted model, not a curated record
AUGGUCCCUUCUACAUUUACCCCGAGUCUCACUCGAAGGGACACAGCCAAGUCCGGUGCUGGAUAUGAAGCUUCACAUGGUCUCCCACCUCCAGUAUCUAGUGGGGGUGGUCUCCUUGGACCUCAGAGUGCAGGCGCAAUCUAUCAACAAAUUCAUGAAAUGGCCGCAAAACGGAUAUCAACCCUCGACUAUCUAAGGAAAGCUCAUGAAGGACGAGUCUAUUGGUUUAAUACUGUGCAUUUUUCUCGCGCUGACAUCGCCCGUCUGCCAUACUUCGAAGCUAGAAAGCUCUCACGCCGCGCAAUCAAUUAUCUACUCCUUGGACUUUCUCUACCAACAAUAUUGGAUGUGAAUUCAACGCCUUUUGAAUAUCUGCGAGCUCUCAACGCUCUCCUGUUGGAAUUCGAGGCUUUCCAGCAAGUACAUCCUCCGGAUGGCAGCUCCUCCUCAACUCUCGCGAGAGCCCGCAUACCCCAGAUGUUCAAGCGCGCUGCGCAUGCAGGUACUAAGACUCGCCGCGCUAGCUCUGCAACCGAGAUUGGGCUCCCGAUGCAGUCCAGUGAUCCUUCGGACUUGAAAAAUACGGCUGGGAAUCUUGGAUCGGCUUCCUCUGGAGCCUCCGUCACAUCCUUCCCGCUCACAGAGUCAUCAGAUCUCCUCCCAGGAGAGGAGUACACUUAUCUUCUCACGCCUUCAUUACCAUUUGAGCCAGACUUCUUUGAGACAUUUGCGACGCUAUGUGAUGUUUUAAUCGAUUGUUAUAGCCGACUUACUACGCUAGUAUCCUCUCCCUCGGUUUGCACAGUGGCCUUGGGUGAAACAUUCUCCAAGGCGGAUGCUAAGUUGCGGAAGAUAAUGGUGGCCGGCGCAGUGCGCGAAUUCGAAGACGCCAGCCGAAAUAGUGCCAAGAGUGAGGUCGCUGGAGUCAGUCGCGUGGUGCUGGGAGGUUUAUUGGGAUAA